AUGGGCCAAAGCUUUUGCCUUAUAGCGCCUCAUCGCCGCCGCCGACUUGGGUGGCGUGGCAAGCUUGGUGAAGUCCUCUUUGACGGUACUGCCUUCCAACUCGUUCCCUUCUUUGCCAGGCCUGUUGUCCAUGUAGAAGACACGGAUGAGCCCCUCGUUAUCCGAGGGAAAGUUAUUCCACGAAAAAAGCGACGGCGGUUAGACAGUUCUUCUGCUUCUCAUGCUGCUCGGCCUCCGCUCCUACGGCUGCCAAAUGAGAUACACCAUCUUAUCUUUGACUCUUUGGACAUUAAAGGAGUCUUUAUUCUGGGGAUCACCUGCCAGCAAUUCUGGGACAUAGCAAGGUUUAAAAUCAAGCAGUAUUUUGCAAGCUACCUGGGCCGUUUGGCUGGGACACCAGUUGUUUGCGUCGGCGAUGGAACCGACCGUGGUGGAAAUGUCAUUUAUCCCCAGGGGCUACUAUCUUCUAAGGAUGUUCGUGAUCUGCAAGAAGGGCUGGACGUGGAUGAAUUGGAAGACGGCCUGCCAGACGAAUACGCCAACAAGCCUAUCAAUCUUUAUGGUGUAGCCUUUAAUCGGUACCGUGUCUAUAGGAGCGACGGUGGGAGUUUUCCCUCCAAGUUGCUACACAUCUGUCUUGAAUAUAUUCAUAAGGACCCUUGUCCGGAUGAUAUGUUAGGGGUAUCACAUCCGACUCUUUCUGAUUUCUACCCCGAGAGUCAGGAAUGGGUUCUCAGGAAUUUGACAACGCGUGAAUUCGUUCUCCCUACAGCAGUUGCAUUACAGAAAAAGCAUAUUAAAGGUCCCCUAAUUAACGUACUAGGCUUUGGCGAAGUUAUUCUUUCUAGAGUCUGUUGGUCUACCGACGACUUCACGUCAAUGGGUUGGGAGGGGAUCCACCGGGGAGUUUGGGCAGGACACUCUCUAGAUAUUGUUCCCUCUACCUACUUGGAUAGCGGUGGACCAUGGAAAGAUAUCAGCGACGAAGUUUCCCGAGAAAUUGCAGAGAUCUGGAAGAGUGAAUAUGGCGAGGACUGGAGAAAUGUUAUCAGCGAGAACCGACCACGCUAUUGGUGA
Microsporum canis CBS 113480 is the source of this 1077-nucleotide messenger RNA. RefSeq lists its product as hypothetical. The transcript has a single exon. Lineage: Eukaryota; Fungi; Ascomycota; Eurotiomycetes; Onygenales; Arthrodermataceae. Bases 1 to 1077 code for a protein of 358 amino acids. Gene Ontology annotation, molecular function: protein binding. The record is from RefSeq and is a predicted model, not a curated record.